Schizosaccharomyces osmophilus is the source of this 450-nucleotide messenger RNA. It is a transcript of the gene mug16, whose product is annotated as UNC-50 family protein, implicated in vesicle-mediated transport. Lineage: Eukaryota; Fungi; Ascomycota; Schizosaccharomycetes; Schizosaccharomycetales; Schizosaccharomycetaceae. The record is from RefSeq and is a predicted model, not a curated record. Bases 1 to 450 code for a protein of 149 amino acids. Gene Ontology annotation, cellular component: Golgi membrane. The transcript has 3 exons.
AUGCUGUUUGUCGAUUUUCUGGCUGUUGGGGUCAUCCUUUCCUCCAUUUACUACUUUGUCGCAAAAAAGUUUCUUCUCAAGGGCAUUUAUCGGGAAUCUGCAUCCGUUGGUUCAUUUCAAAAUCAAUUGGAAUGGAAAUAUUGCUUUGAUAUUCAUUGCAACUCUUUCUUUCCUGUCUUUGUACUUUUAUACAUUCUCCAGUUGAUCCUUUUACCCAUUAUCAGCGGCUCAAAUUUUGUUUCUCUAUUUUUAGGAAACUCGCUUUAUUUAGUUGCCCUUUGCUACUAUACCUAUUUAACUUUUAUCGGAUAUCAAACUUUACCCUUUCUAAAGGAUACACACACUCUGUUGAUUCCUAUACCCAUGUUUCUCAUUAUGUGGGCUUUGUCACUCUUGGGUUACAACGUUCCUCAACACAUUAUUUCUGUGUAUUUCAGAAAUGAUGCUUAA